AUGGGUCGCCUUAGAGAAUACCAGGUCAUUGGCCGUCACUUGCCUUCCGAGGCCAACCCAGCCCCAAAGUUGUACCGCAUGAGAAUCUUUGCACCAAACACCGUUGUUGCAAAGUCUCGUUUCUGGUACUUCUUGAUGAAGUUGAGAAAGGUCAAGAAGGCAAAUGGAGAAAUCGUCAGCUUGAACGAGAUCUCUGAGAAGCGCCCAAUGAAGGUUAAGAACUUCGGUAUCUGGAUCAGAUAUGAUUCCCGCUCCGGGACUCACAACAUGUACAAGGAGUACCGUGAGAUGUCAAGAACCGAUGCUGUUGAGGCUUUGUACCAAGAUAUGGCUGCCAGACAUCGUUCCCGUUUCAGGUCGAUCCACAUCCUCAAGGUUGUUGAGAUCGAGAAGACCGAAGACGUCAAGCGCCCAUACAUUAAGCAACUCCUUGAAAAGGACCUCAAAUUCCCUCUUCCUCACCGCAUCUCCAAAUCCAUGACCGCCAACCUCUUUGCCUCAAAGAGACCAUCAACUUUCUACUAA
Molecule: messenger RNA, 525 nt
Organism: Botrytis sinoallii
Lineage: Eukaryota; Fungi; Ascomycota; Leotiomycetes; Helotiales; Sclerotiniaceae
Exons: 4
Coding region: 1-525 (174 amino acids)
Biological process (GO): translation
Cellular component (GO): cytosolic large ribosomal subunit; ribosome
Molecular function (GO): structural constituent of ribosome
Source: RefSeq, a predicted model, not a curated record